Molecule: messenger RNA, 703 nt
Organism: Gastrolobium bilobum
Lineage: Eukaryota; Viridiplantae; Streptophyta; Magnoliopsida; Fabales; Fabaceae
Exons: 2
Source: RefSeq, a predicted model, not a curated record
AUGAGUAGGGCUCGAGGUCGCCGUGGAACUCGAGGUUGCCGUGGAACUCGAGGUGCAGCUCAGUUCUCUGGGGUUGCUGGGCAGGUAUAUGCUGGUACUGAUGAGCAGAGGUUGAUAUCUUUUAGAAAACACAAGCCGCCAGCAUUUCAGGGGUCAAGGGACCCGAAGGUAGUGAUUACCUGGCUGAUGAGGAUGGAGAAAAUAUUUCAGGUUAUGAGAUGCCAAGAUCUCCAAAGACUACUUUAUUCUGUUUAUAUGCUUGAGGGGGAUGCCUACGAUUGGUGGUACAAUGCAUCUCGCCCGUUUACUAUUCAAGGGGAAGAAUUAACUUGGGCUUUAUUUGAAAGACUAUUUCAUGAAGAGUAUUUUCUCAGGGAUGUUCGGGAAGCCAAGCAGGGUGAAUUUGAUAAAUUGGUACAGAGUACCAUGACUGUUGAUGUCUAUGUGGCGAAAUUUAAUGAGUUGGUUAAGUUUGGAAACUAUAAGGGUAUGCUGCCGACUCCUGAGUCUUUAUCUGCUAAAUUCCAGAGGGGAUUAAAUGAGAAGAUAGCAAAGAGAAUGUCUAAUACUGCUGUAAGGAAUUUUGCUGAUUUUGUGACCCAAUGUAAGAGGGUUGAAACUGUUUAUGGCAGGUAUCCAAAUUCUAGUUCUUCGAGGGAGCAGGAAAAUAGGACAUCUCGUGCUUCUGGUAGUAAUAACAGAG